AAAAAUUAAACUCCUCUCUUUCAAAUCUCAAUUACUCUCCUUUUCCUCUCCAGGCUAUUACUUCUUUUAGUUUCUGUAGGAAUCUUCUGUUUGUUUCCCGAGAAAAUAUUGAACCAUCAGAAAUACUAUUGGGAGCUCCACUUUUCAGAAAUCUUGAAACUUGUUCUUGGAGAAGAAUUGGGAAAUGGUUAACAGGCAUGGGGCGUUUUGAUUUGCAUAGAUUAUCAUGUUGCGGUGCAUAGAGGGAAUCAUCACUUCCCUACUCCGGUGUUGUGAUCUUGAUUUGUACAAACAAUCAAGAGGCCUUGAAGAUCCUGAACGUCUUGCCAGGGAGACUGUGUUUAGUGUAAGUGAAAUAGAAGCAUUGUAUGAGCUCUUUAAGAAGAUCAGCAGCGCCGUAAUUGAUGAUGGCCUUAUCAACAAGGAGGAGUUUCAAUUGGCGUUGUUCAAGACAAACAAAAAAGAGAGCUUAUUUGCUGACCGGGUCUUUGACUUGUUUGAUACAAAACACAAUGGGAUCUUAGGUUUCGAGGAAUUUGCUCGUGCUCUAUCUGUUUUUCAUCCAAAUGCUCCAAUUGAUGAUAAGAUCGAGUUUUCUUUUCAACUGUAUGAUCUUAAACAGCAAGGUUUCAUCGAGAGACAAGAGGUGAAACAAAUGGUAGUUGCUACACUUGCUGAAUCGGGUAUGAACCUAUCCGACGAUGUCAUCGAGAGUAUAAUUGACAAGACCUUUGAGGAAGCUGAUACAAAGCACGAUGGGAAGAUUGACAAGGAAGAGUGGAGAAGUCUCGUUCUGCGCCAUCCAUCUCUUUUGAAGAACAUGACCCUUCAGUAUCUCAAGGACAUUACGACCACAUUCCCGAGCUUUGUGUUCCAUUCACAAGUCGACGACACUUAGAAUUGGAGAUUUUGGUUGAAUAAAACUGUUAAAUUAUGGGUUGGUUUUUGAUGAACAAAAUGGCCCUCAGAUAUGUAAAGGGCGGGAGAGGGAGUAUGUGCAUUGCAUUAUUUAUUUGUUUAGGUUAUGGUUGUGUACAUUUAUAUUCAAUUACUCAUAUUUUGCUUAUCUUUCAGUACUUCCUGGUUUCGUAGCCCUUUGUAAGUUGUAAUCAACCUUUUAUUAGUUUAUGCCAUGCCAUCAACCAAUCAUUUGUUGCACCA
Molecule: messenger RNA, 1161 nt
Organism: Mercurialis annua (annual mercury)
Lineage: Eukaryota; Viridiplantae; Streptophyta; Magnoliopsida; Malpighiales; Euphorbiaceae
Product: calcineurin B-like protein 3
Exons: 10
Coding region: 227-898 (223 amino acids)
Biological process (GO): calcium-mediated signaling
Molecular function (GO): calcium ion binding; kinase binding
Source: RefSeq, a predicted model, not a curated record